ACUGAUUGCGUUUCUAGUUUACACCGACAGUUAAAAAGCAUGGUAGGCUUGAGAACCACAUUAACAUGUAUUUCUAUAAUUCAUUUUAUACAUUUGAUAAAUUGCAAUGUAAUAUUCGUUAUCGAUUCCAAUGAUCUAGAUGAUCUAGCUAGCAAACUAACUCCAAGCGAAGAACACCCAUUUAUAUUUACUAAAAAGGUGUCCACUGAAAAGAGAAAGAUUCCUCCAUAUAUAACACCGGAAUAUGAUUACGACAGAAAAUUUCUCAGGAACAUAUUUAAGCCCAAAUACAGACUGCCUGAAAAUAAUAGAAACGUACUCCAACAAGUUUACAAAUCAAUGUUCAAAUCUAAAACCUACAAAGGCCGAAACCCAAUCAACGCCAUCUUGAAGUUAAUGGGCAAAAAAAAUGGCCGACAUGUUUUAAGGGACCAUGAAGACAUUGGAGCUAUGGAUAGUAAAAUUUAUGAUCCUUCGAAUGUUCAAAGUAACAGGCCGGUGGAAAUACCCAUUGAGUUGACUCAAAAAAAGAAAAAAGAGAUCCAAUAUAAUUUUCCUACAUUUUCUCUGUAUGAUUAUUGGACGUACGAUAAGUCGCUGUUCCAAGACCGCUGUCCGAUAAACACGGCUUUAGUUGGCAGAUACUGCAUCCAUGCGCCACACAUAGUCACGUAAAUAUUCAUUUCAAUAAUAAAUAAUACAUACCUA
Messenger RNA from Cydia fagiglandana, 708 nucleotides. RefSeq lists its product as uncharacterized. Lineage: Eukaryota; Metazoa; Arthropoda; Insecta; Lepidoptera; Tortricidae. The record is from RefSeq and is a predicted model, not a curated record. The transcript is spliced from 2 exons. The coding region runs from base 40 to 675 and encodes 211 amino acids.